AUGAAUUAUAUCACUUAACAUAGAAAAUCUUUUAGAUUAUUAUGAAUUACAACGAACAUUGUCAUUUCAUAAUAUUACUCUCUUUCUAUCUCUCUCUAUAUAUAUGAACGAAUACUAUUCAAUUGUUUCAUGAAUGUAAAGUAUCUAUUUUCUUUUGAAGGGAUCUAAAUAGACAAUGUUCAAUUAUAAUAGUUCAUUAAGAAUGAUACAAAUGAAUCAUUCAUUAUUUUUUCCUAUGAACAAUAAAGUUUUAACACAAUUUACAACGGAACCAGUUGAAAUUUAUUUACCGAGUAUUAUUACUUCAACUAUAUUACUUAUUAUUAUUUCUAUGAUUGGAACAAUCGGUAAUAGUCUUGUUGUAUGGGCAUUUACAAAACAAGUUAAACAAGGUAUUAUUUCUGGCUUAUUUAUUCUAUUAUUGGCUUGUAAUGAUUUAUUUAUUUGUCUUAUUGUAAUACCAUGUACAUUAUAUUUAGAUAUUUGGACAGGGGAUACAACUGAUUGGAUAUGUCGUGCACAUUUAACAAUGAAAGGAUUUGUUGUACCUGUUUCAGCAUGUAUAUUAAUGUUGAUAGCAAUGGAAAGAUUUUUAUUAAUCUGUUUCAUUCCUGGUAUACAAAUGCAACGUACACAUAUUGUAUUAUCAUUAGUCAUUAUAUUUUGCAUUGGUUUAUUAUGUGCUAUACCAAUGGGAUUACAUGUUCGUGCAAUUGAUUUAUUUAAAGAACGUGAUGAAUUAUUAGAUUUAAAUACAUUGAAAUAUGGAUUAUCCACUAUGGAAAAUGAAGAAUGGCUUAAUCAAUUACGUGUUUCAAAACGAUGCGACAAAGAUGACACAUACAUUAAUGAUCAGUUAUACUGGUAUCAUCAAAUUUGUGUACUCCUGUUAUUUUUAGUAUUAUUUCUUGGAACAGCUGGUGUAUAUGCACUGAUCUUUCUAUUUGUCUGGAGGCAUGAAUCAUUUAUGUAUGAGAAAUAUGGUAAUCCAAAAAUGAAAGGCAAUUGGGUACGUAUACAUGCUACACCAAAUUCUUCAGGUGAUAUAAAUGAAUCCAAAUGGAAUUCAAUUAAAAAACGAAUAUCAUUUCGUAAAAAGUUAAAAGAAUCAAAUGAUUUACAAAAUGAACAAGAAGAUAAACAAAAUUCUAGUAUCUUUGAACAUGAAGAAAGACAACAAUUGGAACUUCAGGACCGUCAACAAUAUGAACAGAAUUGCUUUGAACACUUGUCUAGUUUAUCAUUACCUCAACCAUAUCUAAAACAACAAACUUUGGGAAUUCAUCAACCUCUAACAGAUAUGACAACAUCGACAAGUUUUGUCACAUCUAAUUUAGACAGAAUAAGUUGUGUGUGUUUAUGUGAAAGAGAUAAUAACAAUGGAUUGAUUAAAACUAGUCAGUGUUCAAUUCCUAAAGAUAAACUAUUCAAUGACAAUAAUACUGAUAAAGAUAAUGAAGAGUCACAUUGUUUAAAGCUACCUGGCAAUAAGAAAACCCAAUGUACUAUAGAAAUAAAUAAUCCUCAAUUAUCAAGAAUUGAAUUGUCAGCAGCUAAUCUAGAACGUAGACGUAAACCACAUGUACGUACAGCUCAAACAUUAGCAUUAGUUGCAGCAAAUUUCAUUAUAUCUUAUACACCAUAUCUUGUUUAUACAACAAUGCCAAUACAAAAAAGACAAGUAGUUCUUUUAAAAGAUAAACCACAUUGGACUAUUCAAAUAAGACGUAUACUAUUUUACAUGUAUUUCAUUAAUUCUGCAUUGAAUCCAAUCAUUUAUUCUUGUAUGAAUAGACAUUUUCGUGUUUGUAUCAUAAAGUUUUAUACAGAUUUAAAGAUGAAAUUGAAAAGACAAUUAUCAAGAUCAAUCAUAAGUGGUACUAAUCAUGAAUUGGUUUGUGUUGAAUUAUCACCUAAACCAAUUGCUUCAAAUCAAUAAAAUUGUUUAAUAAACAAUAUGAAACAUAUCAUUUCUAUUUCAUUGAUUAUAGUUGAUCCAAGAUGAACUUUAUUUUAUCCAAUAGAUCCAAUUAGAUCAUUGAAUGAUUUCAAUGAAUCGAUUGGAUCAUUCAUUCAUUCAUAACUUUUAUUCUUAUUGUAUCUUAUUUAUGAAAUAUCUUCAUAUUCAUCUUAUUAUUAUUAUUAUAAUUGACGUAAUAUUCUUUCAUAAAUGUAAGUACUUUUAAUUGUUAUAACUUGUGCCCUGUUAAUGUAUAAUGUAGUGAUACCGCCAAUUAGAGAACAGUGAAUUAGUGACCGGACCAUUUACGCAUAAAACCUGUACGAGCAGCCUAUUGUCCUUAUCGGUCCUGCUUUCCACCUUGCCCACCCAGUUAAGUCCAGAACAUCAGUCUCAGCCUCUGAGAUAUGAA
Messenger RNA from Schistosoma bovis, 2372 nucleotides. The record is from the annotation of a GenBank genome assembly. Lineage: Eukaryota; Metazoa; Platyhelminthes; Trematoda; Strigeidida; Schistosomatidae.